UUCAUGUAAAAGUAUCUCAACUAUUCCAACUCCAUUUUCUUUUUGCUGAGAAUGGUCGAUAAUUCAGAAGCCAGUGCCUCCUACGAUAUCAAGGACCAAGACCGUUUGCUGCCUAUAGCAAACGUUGGCCGGAUUAUGAAGCAUAUUUUGCCACAAAACGCCAAGAUCUCAAAGGAGGCCAAAGAAACAAUGCAAGAAUGCGUGUCAGAAUUCAUCGGCUUUGUAACCGGAGAAGCAUCGGAAAAGUGCAGAAAAGAGAGGCGAAAGACGAUUAAUGGUGACGAUGUUUGCUGGGCUCUUGAAACUUUAGGCUUUGAUGAUUAUGCUGGACCAUUGAAAAGGUACUUGAAUAAAUAUAGAGAGGUAGAAGGAGAUAGGGCUAAUCAAAACAAGACAGGUGUUAAUGAAGAAAUGGGAGAACAUUCAUUGAAUACAAGUAAUCAACCGAAAAAUUAAUUGCAGUGAAGCUUCUCUAUGUAGUUGUUAAUGAUCUACUUGCUAUAGAUCUAGUAACAGAACUCAACUGAAUGACGAAAAAAGAUUCAUAUAGCCUUGUACCUAAAUUUAUUGGGAACAAGGUUGAGUCGUAGUUGUUGUGUUGACUUGAUAACGAAAUAAACUAUUUUGGCAUGCGUUAAA
Messenger RNA from Olea europaea var. sylvestris, 639 nucleotides. Its product is annotated as nuclear transcription factor Y subunit B-5-like. Gene Ontology annotation, cellular component: CCAAT-binding factor complex. The record is from RefSeq and is a predicted model, not a curated record. The transcript has a single exon. Gene Ontology annotation, biological process: regulation of transcription by RNA polymerase II. NCBI's taxonomy places the organism in Eukaryota, Viridiplantae, Streptophyta, Magnoliopsida, Lamiales, Oleaceae. Bases 52 to 456 code for a protein of 134 amino acids. Gene Ontology annotation, molecular function: RNA polymerase II cis-regulatory region sequence-specific DNA binding; protein heterodimerization activity; DNA-binding transcription activator activity, RNA polymerase II-specific.